Molecule: messenger RNA, 1145 nt
Organism: Talpa occidentalis (Iberian mole)
Lineage: Eukaryota; Metazoa; Chordata; Mammalia; Eulipotyphla; Talpidae
Product: lysozyme C
Exons: 4
Coding region: 15-494 (159 amino acids)
Biological process (GO): defense response to Gram-negative bacterium; defense response to Gram-positive bacterium
Molecular function (GO): lysozyme activity
Source: RefSeq, a predicted model, not a curated record
AGGGGUGACUGGGGAUGCUCAGCUGGACAUCUGGCUUCCCAGGCAACAUGAAGGCUUUCCUUAUUCUCGGACUUCUCCUCUUUGCCAUCACUGUCCAAGGCAAGGUCUUUCAAAGAUGCGAGUUGGCCAGAACUCUGAAAAGAUUUGGAAUGGAUGGCUACAGGGGAGUCAGCCUGGCAAAUUGGAUGUGCUUGGCUAAAUGGGAAAGUGGUUAUAACACGCGAGCUACAAACUACAAUCCAGGAGGCAGAAGCACCGAUUAUGGGAUAUUUCAGAUCAACAGUCGCUGGUGGUGUAAUGAUGGAAAAACCCCAGGGGCCGUCAAUGCCUGUGGUAUUUCCUGCAACGCUUUACUUCAAGAUGACAUCACCGAAGCUGUUAACUGUGCAAAGAGGGUUGUCAGAGACCCACAAGGCAUUGGAGCAUGGGUGGCAUGGAAAAGCCAUUGUAGAAACAGAGAUGUCAGUCAGUACAUAAGUGGUUGUGGAGUUUAACUGCAAUUUCCCUUCUUCAGCUCAUUUUGUUUCUUUGCAUAUGGAGUAGCAGUUGAGGGGAAGGUCACAAUACCUUUUUUUUUUUUUCCAAACAAAUUGCUUUUAAACAGAAGUAGAAACAAAAUACGGUCUUUCCCCUAAGAGACGCAAUAUCUACUAAUGUGUUUAUUAUUUUAUAUGAAGCCUACAAGAUAUUUCAGUUUACUAACAGAAUGACUGUGAAAUUUUAGACUAUCCAUACAUUUCCAGUACAUUUCCAGGCUCUCUAGCCCUAAGGACUUUAAGACCAGUGUUGCACAGUGGCCUCACAGGAAACCCAAGAUACAGAACAGCUUUUCUUGAAGAGAUUGGUAGUUGUGGCCUUUAUGCUAAUGGAAAGGAGUUUUUAAAUGUUGCUUUUAUAGCUUUAGAAAUAAAAUCACAAUUUAUAUAUAUCAAUCUGUUUUCUUCCUUUAAAGAACUCUUCUAUGCAUCUGGCUUGGAUCGAAAGGAUUAGUUGAGCUGUUGCUGGUUUAGUGUUAUUGACCUAGAGUCAUGCAUUGUCACCAAACACAGAGACAGAUGAAUUUGCAGAAACUGAAAUAAUUGUAAUUAAUCACAGAUGUGAAAUUACACAUGUUGUAAACAAGACAUUUUUUUCAUUAAAGGCUU